UAGUGUUUGCUCGAUACGCUGAGGUCGGCCAUUGGUUGUUUGGCAAAGAGAAAGAAAACUUGUUACACCUUACCUGGAUACGGUGUGGACAUGAAGAGCCAAAGAAAACUUUAAUCGACAAUAUUCUGUCAAGCAAACCAUGAGUUCACGGAUAGGCUACGUUAGAUCUCAGAGUGCUAACUGAAGUCGACAAACAUGAUGAAGAAGGGAGCAAUGCAGAAGAGCAAGCAGUGGAAUGUGAAGGGAGCCUUGCGGCUGGCGGGCGUCUUUCACUUCCUCCAUUCCUGUGGCUCCGGUUGCCUCCUUCCCUUCCUGACCCUCUACUUCCGACACCUGGGUCUCAGCGCCACCAUGAUUGGUAUCAUCAUGGCGUCCAAGCACCUGCUCGCUGUGGUGUGGCGCCCGUUAUCCAGCGUCCUCGCCAGACAGUACGACAAGCGGCGGGCGGUCAUAGUGGGCUCUCUGCUCAGCUCGGCAUUGGUGGUUUUGACUCUUCUGCUCUUCCCGUCCACAGGAAUCCAAGCUGAAAGUGGAUGGUGUAACGCUAGUCAACCUGAUGCUGAUCCCACUGCCAUUCUAGAGAGGACGACGGUCCCAUCGCAAUCAAACGCUACGGUUUACUCAAUAAACCAAAUAUCUGUAAGUACCGAACACCCUGUUGAAGUUACCACACUUGUAAGCUCCAACUGGUCAGCACGAGGCCUGAGAUCUAUGAAGAAGCCUGAACAGGAAGAAGAUCCUCACAGUGAGUUCCUUGGGAGCCUAAAAGUUAUGGAUGCCCAGCAUCAGAUGUUCUUUCUGGUUCUCAUUGUGAUGGGUUUGUGGGAGUUAAUGGCCGCCCCGUUGGAGUGGACGGCGGAUGAUGGACUCUACGAAUACUUGGAUUUCAUAGACGCCACCGAUCGCUAUAAUGGUGUGAAGGUCUGGAAGCCACUUGGAGCCGCUUUUGGCAACUGUAUGGUUGGAGUUCUUGUAACCAGCCUGUUUUGUCUUACAGGAACUACAUUGGAGUUUUACUCCUACACUGUAUUUAUGAUCCUAACCAUCCCUACAGCUGCACUGCUACCUAUCUACCUCCGCAAGCGUGAGCGGCCCACUAGUGGAGGCUUUAAGGCACUACAAUUGGUGCAUGGGAACUCGCAAGCGAUACUUUGUGCCACCACUGUCGUUUUGAUGGGCAUGGUGAGCUCAGCUGUGUCGGAUUUCCUCUUAUGGCACAUGCAGGACUGCGGUGCAACCGAAAUCCACAUGGGCAUCUCUUUAGCCUUGGCUCACUUAUGCCAAACUGGCUUUGCUCCAAUUGCUAGCCAUCUCUCCCGGUUUCUAAAGUACCACGGUUGGUUGCUAGUACUCGCCGUUGUUAGUUUAGCCCUGCAGUGUCUUUAUUAUUCCUUCCUGUGGGGCCCAUGGGCUGUAAUACCCGCUCAACUGCUGGCGGGCUUCAGCACCGGCGCCCUCUGGUGGUCCAUAACAUCGCAAAGCGAAGACAUCGCCACUCCCGGCACCGAAAAGACCAUUUUAAGGCUGUUUGAGGUGCUUUCUCUGGAGUUGGGAGCGGCGUUUGGCAGUCUAGCGGCUGGGUUUGUGGUGCAAAAGUUUGGGGUCCAGGUGCUUUUCCAAGGCAUGGCGGUCACUCUGGCUUUGUGGAGCAGCACUCUUGCCGUACUCAAAUGGAAGAUUCCUCGGCAGCGCCGGAUAAACUAUUCACGCCUGCUGGCCGCCGACACAGAGAUGAGCGAGUCUGAGUCAGACCAGGAGAACGACUGGCUUGAGACGGCUAUGGAAGACACCAGAGGGAAUAACAAGUGGACAGUGGAUCAAUCUUAAUCAAUGGAAGCAAAGAGUGACUUCUUAACAGAGGGCAAAGAAGAGUGAAAUAACACUGAAACUGUUCAGUACACUGAAAGGAAUUAUUUUCUUACUCUGUAUUUUUGUCUUGUUUUCCAUUACAAAAAAAGAUGCAUUUAUUAUGCAAGUGAUGACAUAACCAAUGACAUAAGUUUUGUUUUCUAAUAUAAUGUAU
Sinocyclocheilus grahami is the source of this 2023-nucleotide messenger RNA. Its product is annotated as major facilitator superfamily domain-containing protein 6-like. The transcript has 2 exons. Gene Ontology annotation, cellular component: membrane. NCBI's taxonomy places the organism in Eukaryota, Metazoa, Chordata, Actinopteri, Cypriniformes, Cyprinidae. Bases 196 to 1827 code for a protein of 543 amino acids. The record is from RefSeq and is a predicted model, not a curated record.